AUGUUGCAAUUACCCCAAACCUGGUUAUCUUUAGUUUGCCUUCUUACAAACGUAAUUGGAUUAAGCUCUGAAAAGACCAUCAACACAGCUAAUAAAUCCUAUUACCGACCGACGAAGCACCACCUCCACCCGAACGUUCUUCUCUCGACGACCGGACGACACGCCACACUUCUUCCUCUCGACUCAUACUUGGCUCUCCAUCAGCCUUCACCCUUUUCUCACGCCUCUUUAUUUUACAACCCUUCAAAACCCACUUUCACCUCUUGCUUUCAAUGCUGCUUUCCUUCUCAGUUAAUACAAGAAACAAUAUAUCCCCUGCCUGACCGCCAUUCACCUUCAAUUGUCGUCUUCUUCUUAUCUCUCUCUCUCUCUCUCUCUCUCUCUCUCUCUCUCUCUCUCUCACACACACACACACACUCUCUCUCUCUCCAUCUUGCGCCACCAGUUCACGGCUCAGCGGGAGGGCAAGCAGAAAAGCGCAGUGACAAAUGCAAAACGUCUGACUGUUUCAAGAGUUUACACCCUACUACACGGCCAACUGUUUACUGUACUACCCGCACAUCCACCUACUACGUAACCCCCCUCUCUCUCUCUCUCUCUCUCUCUCUCUCUCUCUCUCUCUCAUUCUGUCUCUCUUUCUUUUUUAUUCCGCACUUCUCUCUCCCUUUCUCUCCUCUCUCCCCCCCCCUCUCUCUCUCUCUCUCUCUCUCUCUCUCUCUCUCUCUUUGGAUAUCUUUCUCUUUUCCGUAUGACAUUCUUUCUCCUUCUCUCUCUCCCUCUCUAUCUCUUUCUCUCUCGCUUGACUAG
Acanthosepion pharaonis is the source of this 807-nucleotide messenger RNA. The record is from the annotation of a GenBank genome assembly. NCBI's taxonomy places the organism in Eukaryota, Metazoa, Mollusca, Cephalopoda, Sepiida, Sepiidae.